Molecule: messenger RNA, 2328 nt
Organism: Sporothrix brasiliensis 5110
Lineage: Eukaryota; Fungi; Ascomycota; Sordariomycetes; Ophiostomatales; Ophiostomataceae
Exons: 4
Coding region: 1-2328 (775 amino acids)
Biological process (GO): transmembrane transport
Molecular function (GO): transmembrane transporter activity
Source: RefSeq, a predicted model, not a curated record
AUGGCCAUCGGCGGUGCCAAGAUGACGCGGCAGCAGUCCGCCGCGGAAAAGGCAUUGUAUGACCAGACCGACCUGCUGCCGAAAAAGAAGCUCGUCAUUGUCUUUGCAACCCUCGCCCUGACGCUGCUGAUCACGUUCAUCGACCAGAACGGCAUCAGCGUCACCCUCCCGACCAUUGCCCGCGACCUCGAUGCCCAAAACACCAUUUCUUGGGCCGGCACCGCGUCUCUGAUCGCCAACACCACCUUCCAGAUGCUCUACGGCCGCCUGUCGGACAUUUUUGGCCGCAAACGCGUGUACCUGGCCGCCGUCGGCUGCCUGGCGCUCGCCGACUUGCUGUGCGGCCUCUCGCGCAGCGGACCCAUGCUGUAUGUGUUUCGGGGCGUGGCCGGCAUCGGCGGCGGCGGCGUGACGAACCUCAGCAUGAUCAUCGUGUCGGACGUUGUGUCCCUCGAGCAGCGCGGCUUCUACCAGGGCAUCAUUGGCGCGUGUGUCGGUCUGGGCAACCUGGCCGGCCCAUUCUUGGCGGCCGGCCUCACCGCCCGGACGACGUGGCGCGCCUUUUUUUACCUGCUGGCGCCGCUGGGCGUGGUCGUCGGGUGCGUGGCGGCGUACAUGCUGCCGUCCAACCCGCCCCAGGGCGGCCUGCGCGAGAACGCGCGCAAGAUUGACUACUGGGGCCUGCUGUCGGCGUCGGCGGCCGUGAUCCUCGUGCUGAUCCCCGUGAGCGGCGGCGGCUCGUACUUCCGGUGGGACUCGCCCAUGGUGAUUAGCAUGCUGGUGAUCGGGGCGCUGCUGUUUGUGUUUUUUAUUGUCGUGGAGCUGCGCAUCGCUCAGCUGCCUAUGAUGCCAAUGCAAAUCUUCAAGAGCCAUGUCAUCACGGUGCUCAUGGUCCAGAGCUUUCUGCUGGGCGCCGUGUACCAGAUCUCGCUGUACUACCUGCCGCUGUUUCUCCAAAACGCACGGGGCUACACCAUUAUCGAAUCGGCCGCGUUCGUGUCCGCCAUGGUCCUGGUGCAGUCGUCGUGCUCCAUCCUGUCGGGCCAGUACCUGUCGCGCAUCAAACGCUACGGCGAAGUCAUCUGGUGCGGCUUUGCUUGUUGGACGCUCGGCGCCGGCCUCAUGCUCCUCAACACACGCACCACCAGUGUCGCCGCCAUCGUCGUGCCGCUCAUGCUGGUGGGCGCCGGCCUCGGCAUGACCCUCCAGCCCACGCUCGUCGCCCUCCAGGCCCACACCACCAAGGCCCGCCGCGCCGUCAUCAUCUCGGUGCGCAACUUUUUUCGCGCCACCGGCGGCGCCGUCGGUCUGGCCGUGGCGGCGGCCGUCCUGCAGGCGGCCCUGCGGGCGCACCUGCCCGCCGAGUACGCCUACCUGGCCAACAACGCCUUUUACCUGCCCACCAGCUUUGCGAGCACCGCCGCGCGGGAGGCGGUCCUCGACGCCUACAUGGCCGCCAGCCAUGCCGUCUUCCUGCUGCAGGUGCCCCUCAUCGGCCUCUGUUCGCUGAUGUGCAUCUUUGUCAAAGACAAAGGCCUGGAGCCCACGGACGUGCGCGAGGCCAAGAAGAAGGCGGCGCAAGAGGGCGCGACGGGGAGCGACGGCCACGGUGGAGUGGUCCCGGUGCCGGUCGCGGCAAGAGACGGCGGUGCACAUGCAGAUCUCGAGGCCAACGAGGUCGAUUUGGACGAGACGCCGCCGUCCGGCGAAGACAGCAAUCAGGCAGCUGGCCACGAUCGGCCGGGCAACGAGAAGAGAAGCCUGCACGACGUACCCAAGGGCGAAACGUCCAAGGCGGAUGCCGCGGUGCUUGUCUGUCCAGGGGCCUCGGCCGUCUUACAGCUGGAUCCGGCCCCGCGAAAAGACGAGCGACAACCACCCCAGAAUCAGGCACAGCCCGCCCACCGGCGUCACGGGCCCCAGAGCCUGGAACCGCUCCGGGUCGAGCACCAGCGCGUAGAUGCUGCCGCUGAACAGGGUCAUGCCCGUCGCGAAAAGCGACGAGGCCACCGGGUGGCCCCGCGCCGCCAGCAUCGCCACAGAGUGCGCCAGCUGGUAGUGCGCCGCCGUCGACCACGUCGCCAGCUUGGCCGGGUCGCUGACGCGGUUCUUGAGCCCGUGCGCGCCAAACGCGCCAAGCGCGACAGCCGUGGCGCCGUACAGGGCGCCAACACGCCAGAAGAACAUGCUGGCCACGGCCAGGUGGCGGAGGUGCUGCUGCUGCUGGCGCUGUUGGGCUGUGGAAGACGCGAGGGACCGCCGGGCGCAGGUUCGGAGUGCACAGAGAUGAGGAGCGGCGUUUCUUCGUCCCUGGUGUUGACGUUGUGA